AUGCGCAGUUCAUUUUGAAAAUGGCGGCCGUACAGGGAGGUCUAGUCGACACGAAAGAUGAAGUGGAUGUUAAAACAGAACCAGCGAGCGAUGGCUUCGGAAAUAACACCGCCAACGACAGCAGGCUGCUUUCUGCACCCCCGGGCUCCAGCACCGCGGUUGGGAACAACAAACCUGCGGCGGGGACCCCCGAGGAGCAGCAGACGCUGCUGGCGGUCCUGCAGUUCCUCAAAAAGAACAAGCUGUCAGAGUCCGCAGAAAUUUUGCGCCGUGAAGCGGGCUUACCGGAGGAUGCUCUGGACCUGAAAGGCACGGACGCCAGCGGGUCGGGACAGGGAGGCGCUGCGGGAAGUGUGGACACGGAAGGCGGGAAUGCGAACGCUCUUCUCAGCCGGGUGACCGUCUCUGCCUCCGCCGGAGUUCAGGCACCAACCAAGGCAGUCGGAGAGGAUCAGCCAGAUGUCAGCGUGGUGCUGUCAGCCUACAGCCAGCAGGGAGAUCCAGCUCUGUAUGAUGUUUACUACAGCAGCCUGAAGAAGUUCAUUGAAUCAGUUUUGGACUGCCACCGAGCAGAACUGUCUCAGGUCUUCUACCCGCUGUUUGUCCACAUGUACCUGGAGCUGGUGUACAACAAUCAUGAAAGUGAGGCCAAGGCCUUUUAUGAAAAGUUCAGUGGGGACCAGGAGUGCUACUAUGAGGACGACCUGCGUGUUUUAUCCAGCCUAACAAAGAAGGAGCACAUGAGAGGCAACGAGACCCUGCUGGACUUCCGCACCAGCAAGUUUGUCCUACGCAUCUCCCGCGACUCCUACCAGCUGCUGAAGAGACACCUGCAGGAGCGGCAGAACAAUCAGAUAUGGAACAUCAUCCAGGAGCACCUCUACAUCGACAUCUUCGAUGGGAUGCCGCGCAGCAAGAGCCAGAUCGAUGCCAUGUCGGGCAGCUUGGCCGGAGAGGCCAGGCGGGAAGCUAAUAAGGCUAAGGUUUACUAUGGCCUGCUAAAGGAGCCAGAAAUCGAGCUGCCUCUUGAUGAUGAGGAUGAGGAGGCAGAGAAUGAGGAGGGUAAACCCAAGAAGAAAAAGCCCAAAAAAGACAACGUAGGCUCCAAAAGCAAAAAGCAGGAUCCAAAUGCUCCUUCGCAGACUAGGAUACCUCUGCCGGAGCUCAAAGACUCUGACAAGCUGGACAAGAUCAUGUACAUGAAGGAGGCCACCAAAAAGAUUCGCUUAGGACCAGAUCUCCUCCCUUCCAUCUGCUUCUACACUUUUCUCAAUGCAUACCAGGGUCUGACUGCAGUGGACUUCACAGACGAUUCCAGCCUGAUCGCCGGUGGCUUCGCUGACUCCACAGUCAGGGUGUGGAGCGUCACGCCCAAAAAGCUCCGUAAAGUGAAAACAGCCGCAGACUUGAACCUGAUUGACAAAGAGUCAGAUGAUGUUUUAGAGAGGAUUAUGGAUGAGAAGACGGCCAGUGAGUCAAAGAUUCUUUAUGGACACAGUGGGCCGGUGUAUGGCAUCAGCUUCAGCCCGGACAGAAAUUACCUUUUGUCGAGUUCUGAGGAUGCUACCAUCCGGUUGUGGAGUCUCCAAACGUUUACUUGUCUGGUGGGCUACAAAGGUCACAAUUACCCRGUGUGGGACACGCAGUUUUCACCUCACGGUUAUUAUUUUGUCUCGGGGGGACACGACCGGGUUGCCCGCCUUUGGGCGACAGAUCAUUACCAGCCGCUGCGAAUAUUUGCAGGCCACCUGGCUGACAUCACCUGUACCCGCUUCCACCCGAACUCAAAUUACGUCGCCACGGGGUCGUCUGACCGCACCAUCCGCCUCUGGGACGUCCUGACUGGAAACUGUGUUCGCAUCUUCACUGGUCAUAAGGGUCCGAUUCAUGCCAUUACUUUCUCUCCCAAUGGGAAGUUCUUGGCCUCCGGAGCCACAGACGGAAGAGUUCUUCUGUGGGACAUCGGUCAUGGAUUGAUGGUUGGSGAGCUGAAGGGUCACACAGAUACCAUCUAUUCCCUCAGAUUUAGCAGAGACGGAGAGAUUCUUGCAUCUGGUUCUAUGGACAACACGGUUCGCCUGUGGGAUGCCAUGAAAGCAUUUGAUGAUUUAGAGACUGAUGAUUUCACAGCAGCUACAGGACACAUCCAUCUACAAGACAACUCGCAGGAGCUUUUGCUUGGCACGUACACAUCUAAAUCAACGCCGGUGGUACACCUACACUUCACACGGAGGAACCUGCUUCUGGCUGCAGGAGCGUACAAUCCAUGAAAUGAACUGAAGAAUUGGUUGGCGCUUGAAAUAGCAGAUACAUUAUAAAUUCAUUGGGCAAACAUUUGACUGAAUGAGGGGAAAUAAGGUUACCAAAUUGUCCCCACUUUAAAAUCAGUUCUCCAUAUUAAGCUUAUUUGUAAUGUUUGGAUGGUUUUUAUAAAUCACUUUAUACAUUGAUAACAUCUCUGUAAUAUAGUCUUUUAUACUGAUACACAAUGUAAAUAAAUCAAAGUGUUUUCUGGG
Molecule: messenger RNA, 2516 nt
Organism: Austrofundulus limnaeus
Lineage: Eukaryota; Metazoa; Chordata; Actinopteri; Cyprinodontiformes; Rivulidae
Gene: taf5
Product: TAF5 RNA polymerase II, TATA box binding protein (TBP)-associated factor
Exons: 11
Coding region: 21-2270 (749 amino acids)
Biological process (GO): transcription initiation at RNA polymerase II promoter
Cellular component (GO): transcription factor TFIID complex
Molecular function (GO): RNA polymerase II general transcription initiation factor activity; protein binding
Source: RefSeq, a predicted model, not a curated record